AUGCGACCGGGUACUAUCUCUAUGGUACCUGGGCCGGAGGUCGAUGCAAGUAGCUACCAGGUAGCUACCAAGUUUUCGAGGUUUUCUCCACUCAACAUAACGGACUAUAUCGCAGCGGGCUGCAGGUGAUAUAGCCAAGUUUUUUUGCUGUGACCUCGUCAAAGUUUCGUUUUUUUUUUUCAAAAAAUUAGGGUUUAAAAAAAAUUCUGCUUUUUUUUUAUAUUGCUUGCGGUAUAGCUUUACCCUCAUAGUCCAUAAUAUUAGGUUUAAUAAAAUGCAGAAAGAGUUAUUACAAGUUUUAAAAGGACUUGCGGCCUGAUUUUUUGCUACAGUUAUUAAUUUUUGGCGCGUUAGGAAAACCUCUGUAACUCGGCUCAAACUCAACUUUUUCAAAAACUCAUGUGGCUCGUUUUUUUGAACGUACUGUUUAUCUGAUGGUAUGAAACUUGAGACUGGAAAAAGUUUCUAGGAAUCCGUCGAGUCCGCUGUUUAUGCAUGGCUCCUUCAUCUUUUUUUUUCUGUCUUGGACAAUAAUGAGGGAGCGUAGGUAGCUUCCAACUCUAUUUAAUUUCAUAAAUGACUUGAAAGGAGCAGACUCGACGGAGCUUAAACGGACAUCUCUACCUUUUGUCUCCUUCUGAUCAACAUCAAAGAAGCCGUCGACAGAUUCGCUUGUAACCCGAAAAAGGCAAGUGAAUCGCAGAAAAGACGAUGCCACCCACUCGACCGGUAUCGAUCAUCAGCCACUCGAAAUGCUAUUUCGCUAUCAUCUUCUUCGUCUUCUCCUUGCCCCCGUUAUUUAUGUGCUUUGCGAAUGUAAGCGUUCUUCUGUCGCUACUGUCUCCAGCGUUCGCUUUCAGCAACCAGCGACGAUGCGUUCGCCGUCCAAGUCGAAGAGGUUCGGAAUGAUGCAGUCAGCAUUCGCUGGGACCUGCCUGCAGAAGUCGCGACUCGCGUCACCAAACAGCGGCUCGUGGUCGCCGUUGUGCGAAGUGGGUCGAACAUCUUUCCUCACCAUUUCCAUUUUGUCCGUUAAUCAACAAACGAAAUCAGUCACUGAAGCGAAGUCAUCCAUUUUCUCAUAGAUUUCACGUGGCUAGACGGUAAAAACAAAACACAAAAACGUUUCAAUUUCUAGCAAAUUACUUUAGGAGAAAAACUCCUAUAUGCAUUUCUCAGUUAUCAAUUUCAAGACUGAUUGUGUUUUAUUUGCGAAAAACGUUAGAUUUGAAAUUAUUAUAUAGAAAAAAAACUUUCUAUAAUUAAUUAAUCGAUUUUAACAAAAUUAUCAGAAAUUUUAUCAGAUUCGAAAGUUCUAUCACAAAAAGGCAGUGUUUUUUGACUGUCUUUUUUAGAUACUGACUCAAAGUUUGAGAUUUUUUGAAAAGAUUUUUCGACCCAAAGCUUCGCACCCACUCAACAGAACACAACUCAAAAUCAAACAAAGUGGGAGAGUUCAGGCUCUCAACAAGCCGGACGCACAUCGAUGACGGUCAACGUCGGCGCCGACCUCAGAACUUAUAUCUUUACCAAACUGUCUGGAAACACAACAUAUCGUACUUCUGUUGAAGCUUUCAUGGUUUUUCAUUCGCCUUCCAUCUUAAGCCCUUAUUUUGACUACAGAACGAGACAAGCAUUUGGUACGCGAGUAACAUGGCCACAACCAGCCUCGCCGGUUUUUGCACCUUUUGAAAUUAUUCGAAGUUCUUAUCUUCCAGCCCUCAAUUGGCUUCCCGCUCCGGGCGAGUUGACGUUGCUGGAUAGAAAAAAAGAUUCUUUCGAAAUAUCCUGGAUUCCUCCAGUCGUUCUUGAAACUGGACAUCAUCUUGUGAUUACCCAACAUCUUGUGAGUUACUGUCUUUUAAAUCAAGGCUUUCUCCAUCUCAGGUCAACGUCUUCGAGUUUUUUGACGGUCAGCUGUCCAAGAAACACUCCUUGACAGUUCCCGUGCCGAUGUCGAGGCUUCUGAUUGAAAGGCUCAAACCGGCGACCGCGUACAAUGUUACGGUCCAAGUGAGUUCUACCUUUUCGAGUUCUUCUGACGAAAUGAGGGUUUCCGGCUGGAACGAGCUACGGCUACGGCAAUACCGUGUGGAGCAUGUACUCAACGAUAGAUGAGGACGGAGGUCACGUCCUGAAACUCCGCUCCAGAACUCCCAAUUCGCUGACGCUCUAUUGGCCGGCCAACUGGAUUUCCAAGAGCUCGUCCAAGUUCACAGUUGGUUUCCUUCCUUUUUUCUAGUCGCAACGCCUUCAGAUUCGCGCAAAGACCUUACACUCUCCCACUGGCGUGGCUAAGGAGAUAGAGAAUUCGGGAAUGACUGAAACUGGAAAACCAAAUGAAUUCGUCGUCGACAACUUGCUACCUUCAUCUACUUAUAAUAUAUCGAUAACGACUCCGGAUGAAGAGGUAGAAAUAAUCCUGUAGAGGUCGAGGCUUUUUCCUAGUCAGAGAACUUUUCUGUGUAUUCAGACGUCAACAGGUGCGCCUCGACAAACAUCAUUCCAAGUAGAAAACAUCUUUAUUGUUCACUAUUAUCAUGUUUGAGGAAAAUAGUUUUCACGCAGUUCGAGAUGAAGAAAGAAAAGUGGAGGAGAGGAAAGAAUUUUGAAUCUUAAAAAUAGUUCUGAAAAUAAGCUGAAACCCUUUUUAUUCAUUUGUUGAAGGAACUGAAUUUUUUUACUACGUUUUUUUAGGUUGAUCUUUUUUUAAAAGAUUACUUCACGGGCUAUUGUGAGAAAAAAAUUGAACUCAAAAGAUUUUUUUAAAAAAAGUUAAACUUUUUGUAGGUUGUGUACUUCCUGAAUUCUUUCAACAGAUACCAAAGUUUUUGACUAAAGGAUUAAAAAAAAUCUGAAGUUCUGAGUUAAAAUUCAUCUCUUGCAAGAAAUUUUUUCACAGAAGUCGGACAGACGGUGGACUAGCAUGAAGUGGAAGACUGCUUGGGCGGUUUACUCAACAAUGACGCAAGUUUGACAUUAUCAGUAACUGAAGAACUUGAAUUUUCAUCAAAUUUUUCAAGACGAUAAUUCAUUAAAUUAGCUAAUCCUAGAAAAACUCAGUGAAGAAAAAAGACAUACUUGAGGGUGAGUACGGAGUUCCCGAGGCGAGGAUUGUCGUCGAAACUGACGUCGCCGUUUCAAUCGUUUUCCAGCCAUUGAAGCUCCAACGACACAUCACCUAUCAAGUCUGUGUAGCGGAAAUUCCUUUUUUCACGAAAAUUGAAAACAGAUCAAAUAUACUCUACUGGAAAAAAACUCGACAAACGUGACGGACGAGCUAGGCGACGCUCAACUCGCGUGAGAUAUUGUUUUUAAUCGAUUCUUGAUAUUUAUUAAAUCAAAAAGCCGGGUUAUAACUAUUGAAACUUAUUUCUUGGGCAAAACAAGAAAGAUCCUCAAAAGUUUCUUUAAAAAGAAGUUUCUAAGGAUCACCAACAUGUUUUGCAAUAGCUGGUUUUAAUUUCACUUGUGUCUUUUUUGACUUCCUUCAAUGCUGGAAAGCAAAUAAAAAGUUUUAAGAUAAUCAAAAAAAUAAGAAUAAGCUUUAGAGGCUCUGAAAAAGGAAUUUUUUCGUUUUGCCAAUUUUUAUUGAAUAAAAGAAAUUGAACAGGUGUCCGAAGUUUGGAUGCGAGUGGAAAUGUGCCUUGAUUAUCAAUUUGCCACAUCGUCCACGCGAAUAUCACUUUGAGGUAAGUCAUGAAAAAUUUUAAUAUUCGAAAUUUUGAAAAUUCAAUUCAGUUUUCAGAAAAAAAAACUUUCUCCUGCGUCAUGGAAAAUUUAAAAGUAGUUUCUCGGUUCGCUAAACUGUCGUUGAUCAAAAACGGUGCCUAUUAAAAUCACGCCCUUCUUAUUUUAUUAGUAGAUGAAUUAUAAACAUUCGGGUGACCACCUGCUUCUCCAUGUAGGAAUAGUACGGAGUUCAGCUUACCCAUCUGAGAAAGACGUCGGAUUAUAGUCUGUUCAGAUUUUUGAUGUCAAGUAGAAUGACGUCAUUCAAAAAUGCUCUGUGGAUGGCUCGCUCUCUGAUUGGUUUAUCGCACCACUAUGGGCGGAGCUUGAGUGACGACUGGACAUUCAAAAUCUGAACAGACUAUAAGAGCGGAAAUAAAGUCUGACCAUUCGAAAGAAGAAAUGAGAGAAUAAAAAAUAAGGACACAUCUGUUCAGCCCGUCCGGUCUGGCACACGGUAGGUUGAAAUUGUGCAUACACCCAUGGCGGUUUUUGGGUGAUAUCUUCGUAAUUAACGAGCUUUUUGUACGAAAAAAUAAACAAAUUUGAAGAAAAACACAUAUAAAAAUUCAAAGAUACAAAUUUAGUUUUCAUAAUCAGGUUUUUGCGAACGAUGGCAAGCCUUGAAAAAAUGCUUAAAUUGGGAAAUCUUUAGUAAGUGAAAAGUCUUUUUUUAAUGUAAUUUUUUAUCUAUUAAAAUCGGAAAUUGCCUUUCAAUACAAAAAAUGAUCAAAACUGGUCUAGUAUGGCUAGCGGAGACGGCGCAGUGCAAACCGGACGAGUCCCUGUAGCUCUGAACAAUUCUUGUAAACGAUGAAGAAAAAAAAUCACAACUAUGCCCUGCACUGAAAUGAAAAAAAGAUUAAUGGUGUAAAAGGAAGUCCCAAAAUAUGAAAAAAUUCCUAGAAACUUGUGUUCUGCGACUUUAAAGUUGUCUGUACGAAAGACUCACUGAAUGAGAAAAAUAUAGGAAAAUUAAUUUUCUACCCUCAUUGAUUAAAAAAAAAUGCUGUUAGAAUAGGCGCAUUCAAAAAAAAAAGAAAUUCAAAUGAUCGAAAACAAUGAAAACACAUUGAAACAGGAAUCAUGUACUGUAAUUAAAGAAGCAAACAAAUGAAAUCAAUGGACAUUGACGCACGCUUUUUCUCUCAUGAACAGACACAAACAUGAGCGAGUCUGCUGAAUUUUGUUAGUAUGAGCAAGCGGUGCGAUAAUUUUCUGCUUUAGAACUCUAGAGUCUCUCUUUCUCUCUUUCUCUGAACUGGAGAGGCGCGCCCGAAUUUUCGGUUGCUAUUUCUUCAAUCUUUGAUUGCGAAAAAACGACGAAAUAGCAGAAGGCAGAAAAAUAAGAAUUUUCAUAAUUGAUUUUGACCUCAGACAUUGAAAUUGAGCUAUUAAAAUUCUUCACCCAUACCAUAUAUUUUUAGACGCCAUUAUAGAUAGCACUCCCAAAAGUCUCCUCUUGGCGCAUUCCGCGUGCGUGCGCGCGCCAAUUCAAAUUUCGUCUCUUGGACUAGAUUUACAGGCUUCCAGUAUAUGGUUCUUUUUGUAUAAUUUUUCUUACUUAUUCAUUUCCAGUUUUUUUAUUUUAUUUAAUAUUGACUCAUUUAGGGAAUCUAACUUUAUUUAAGAAAGUUUUUUUCUUGUUUUAGCGCCAAUUCAAAUUUUCGCCUUCACUCACUUGCACAGGCAAAUGGGGAAGGUACCAUAAUGUGCCCACAAAUAUACCUCUUAAAAAGAAUCUUGAAUAUUCCAUAAUAUGUCCAUCGUGAGACGUCGAGCAUAAAUUUUAGCUCUAGCUGACCAGGGAAUGGUGUCUAGUCGCAGUUGGAUUUCAGAAUGAGACCCAGUCCACUAAAUGAAGUUUUUUUCAUGCUGUUUCCAAAUCUGUUCUCAAAAAAAUGCCGCGGAGGUCCGUGAAAAAAAGUUUUUUUGGAAAAGUUUUUUUGAGCGGAGAUACGAUUUUUUUCAAAGCUCCUCGCAUGAUAAGGAAAUUUGCUGCUGAAAAAUUCAUUCUUCGUUUCUCAUGAGCGAAUAGAGAACAACGUGUACAGCUUAUACAAAUUUCAAAGGAAGUCUGAAAAACAGAAUGAAUAAAAAAAUUAGAAAACCGAAAUGACUAAAAAAAUAAUAAUAAUAAAAAAACCUGGGAAGCAUUUCCAGGCUACUCGGUAGCAAUCAAAAAAAUUUCAGGUACUCUGCCCGUAUAUCCAGUUAUCAUAGAUAUGAUACCCGUGUAAAAUUAAUUGGAAGUUUUUUUAUGCAAGAAAAAAAUUAUUCAAAAAAACCAUAUACUGGAAGCCUGUAAAUCUAGUUCAAGAGACGAAAUUUGAAUUGGCGCGCGCACGCACGCGGAAUGCGCCAAGAGGAGACUUUUGGGAGUGCUAUCUAUAAUGGCGUCUUAUAUUUUUACUAGCAUUCCGCGCUAGCUUGUCACGUUUUUCUUUCCGCCAAAAGGCCAGGUCAAAUUUAACCAACUUUCGCUUCAAGACAUUUGUUUCUUGCCGUUAUGAAAGCAGACAUUUGAUCUAAUUUGGUAUACGGUCUUUUUGGCGGGAAGAAAAACGUGACAAGCUGGCGCGAAAUAGACUAUAACGAAGAACCAAGAAAGAAUGCCAUGAAGAAAAAUUCUCAAAAGUUUCGUCAGAAAGGACUUACACAACUCUAUAAAACCUUUCGUGAAAUCUCAUAAAGAGUUUUCCUAAACUACACAAAAAGUUAUUAAAAAAACCGCAUGAUUAUUUUUUUCCACAGAAACAUAAAUAUUUUUUUUCAGAUCAGAGCAAAAGUGGACGACGUUUGGAACAAAUGGACCAAGGUUGUAGUGAGGUUGGACCGUUUCCUCAUCAAAACUCAAGUCCUUCCGCCAGACAGUGGAAUCUUCUGGAGCGCGUCUGCUCGAUAAACCCUCCGACGGAGUUUGUCGACCACAUCGGAGACGUUUCGCGACAACGCGACGUCGACAUCGCUGGGACGCUGGCUAAGACGCCGGAUGCCUGGCGGUACGUAGUCGUAGUCGACAGCAGGGCCCACGACUUCGCUGCAAUCGACAUUUCGAAACUGGCUGAUCGCACGACUUCUGAAGCCGACAACGUGCCGUACUACAUCACUGCAUCUUUGACACCCGAACAGGCUUCUGCCAUCAAGGAUUUCAGGUAAGAAUCUUCAUUUUGGAUCCUGGAAUUCAUCAAAGGAAUUCUUCGUGGUUUCAUCAUGAUUUGAGCUCAUUUUUGAACUACAAAAGUUCUUUUUCGACGGAUAAAAAAAUGAUGAACUUGAAUGAAAUCGAAAACCCUCCUCUUCCUCGUCAAAAAUUUUUUUUUUCAUAAUUUUAUGGUUUUGCAAUAAUUUUACCCUUCAACAUUACUCUUAUCACUUACUUCGUUUCUUGCUUUCUAUCAAGAAAGCCUUUUUUUCCCAUUUUAUCCUCCAAAUGCGAGCCAACCUCGAGUUUUUCAGAAUUGGAGAUGGAAGAGUGUACGGUGGAUAUUUGAACUAUCCUCUGCGAGCUCAAACUGAUCCCCGGUGGACGCUAAUUCCCGUGACUCGGACUGAAAACGAAAUUCUUGAGCCUCAGUUGAAGACUUGUGGGUUUGACGAAGAAGGUCGGUAUUUUGACAUCCAUCCGGAUAGACGUCUGAUAUCAGGAUCGUUCAAGUGCGACAUGCAGCUUUUGGAGCUCCUUUCUCACGUCCCGGUGCUCAUCGUCACCGCCAUUUUUCUGACUUUGGUCCUUCUGGCAAUCGCGGUCCUUCUGGCACUCUAUUGCUUUCUUCGCAAUCUCUGUGCAGGUGAACUUCGUUUUUGAAAACACAAAAUAGAAGCUUUACUUGUGUGCUGAUCGACACAAAUCUCAUUCUAACUUCGCUUUUAGUUCAGAUUUCAUCAAUACAGCGAGAAAUCUAGUAAAGAAAAUACUUUUUUUUUUAAAAUUUUCACACACUACAGUUUCCUAUCGAGUUGUCUUCGAUCAAUUUCAAAGCCGAAACUUUCCUUUGAUAGCUAGUUUUUCUUUCAAAAUUUGAUUUCAUCCCGAAAUUUCAGACAGCGAGUUGGGGACAAAAGAGACGACGCUGAUGUACUACCACUCGGAUUCGCCAAACACCAUAAGCAGAGAACACCGAUUGGUAAUUUCUGCUCUCUUUCAUUCUUUUGAGCGCUCAGCCCGAAAUAAAAAGGAAGAAAAACGAAACAAGUGUGCGUUGAGGUGGAAAGGCGAGAGUUCCACGCUUCGGACAUGGAAGAACGAAUGCGAUUCAUGGAGGUCGACGACUAG
Caenorhabditis auriculariae is the source of this 8008-nucleotide messenger RNA. NCBI's taxonomy places the organism in Eukaryota, Metazoa, Nematoda, Chromadorea, Rhabditida, Rhabditidae. The record is from the annotation of a GenBank genome assembly.